This is a messenger RNA of Spinacia oleracea (spinach), 3703 nucleotides long. RefSeq lists its product as uncharacterized. The transcript has 4 exons. Lineage: Eukaryota; Viridiplantae; Streptophyta; Magnoliopsida; Caryophyllales; Amaranthaceae. Gene Ontology annotation, molecular function: zinc ion binding. The record is from RefSeq and is a predicted model, not a curated record. Bases 1 to 3558 code for a protein of 1185 amino acids.
AUGGAUUACCUUGAAAUUCUCUUUCGCCAUGAGAAGAAGAACCGUUGGGCGGAGGAAAGGCCGCCACCUAAAGGACAUCGCCACCACCGUAAUCGCCGCCGUGUGAUUGAUUUAGGCUGGUCUCGCUCAAUUAGGGUCUUGAGGCUUAGAGUGAAGAGAACAGGGAUGGGUGAUAAUAUUUUGUUAAAGUUUAUGUUUGGAACUGGUGAUGUUGAUGUAGUUGUGGAUGAUAUUGAUAAGGUCAUGCUGGUUGACUUGAUAAUUGAUUUUUGCGAUAAUGCGGUUAAGCAAAAAAAUGAGAUACCUAAAUUUCCUAGCUUUACGUACAUGCAUAAGAAUGAACGCCUGCCUCUAAACACUGAUAAUGAAUUAAUGAAGAUGUUUAGUAAUUUGAAUGGUAAGGAUGUAAUCAACAUAUGGGUAAGUGAUGAAGAUAAGCCAUCUCAGAUUUUUAAAGUUGUUACGAGUUUAAGGACAACCAGAAAUGCAAAAGAGCUUAAGGAUGUGAUGAGAGGGGUUGUAGAAAAAUUUGGUAUUACAGUGAAUGAUGGGGGUAACAUUGGAGUUGAGAGGAAUGAUGAUGUUGUUGCAUUUAGUCCUCCAGAACUAACAUCUAGGAGAAGCCUAAGGUUGGAAGAGGAGAUUCUGGUCAUUCCAAACCUUAACUUUGGGCAAAAUAAGGAACCUUACAACCCAGAUGAGGUUGAUUGGGAGGCAAUGGAUGCUUUGAAUAGGUCCAAUGAUGACACAUGGUUAGAUUUUCAAUUAUCUCCAGUGAAAAGCAGAGGUGGGUGCAAGGCUAGAGGCGGAGGAAGAAGUAGAGGAAGAGGUGCGGGGAGAGGGGGAAGAAGGGGAUCUGCUAGGGGGAGAGGGAGAGGUCCAACUAGAGGGUUUGAGUAUUGGUUGGGGCUUGAAAAUGAAACAAACAUUGCAACUGACCCUAUAGUUGAACAUGAACCUGUUGUUGAAACUCAUGAGUCAAAUGAACAAGAAAUUGGAAUUAGGGUUGUAAGGAGAAGUCCAAGAAAACAUAAACAACCUGUUAUUCAACCUGUUAUUACUCCUGAACUUGUAACUGAACCUCAACUUGAAACUGUCAUAGAACCAAACCUAAUCUUAAGUAGAGGGUCAUCCUUGUCUUCAAAAGCUUCCGUUCAUAGGAAAAAGAUACCAAAGACGACAGCUAGAAGGAAGGGGUUGCUUGUAAGUGGUAAUUCUGUUUCCGGAGGUGGAAAUGAGCAACUGAACAGAAGUGUUACUAUUAGUGUUGAUGUUGAUGAUAAUGCACUCUCAAUUCGAAAUAAGGAUUUUGAUGGUGAUGAAAAUGACUCGGAAUUCAAUGUUAGUGGCAGUGACAUUGGAGGUUCAGAUUCUGAUGAAUUGAGUGCGGAUGAUGAAGAUAAUGUGGGGUUAGAUGGUGAUACCGGGAUGGUUGUAGUAGAUAAUUAUGACCCAUAUGUUGAUGAUGUAUGGGUAGAUGAUGGAGUAGAUGAUGAUGGGGAUGGGAAUUACUUUGCAAAGUUGUAUAGAAAUGGGGAAAUGUUUGAAGAGAAAGAGAAUGUGAAGAUUGAAUUGAAACCUUGGCAUCUUUUUUGUGAUAAAAACCAUUUGAGGGAUGUAGUCAGAGAUUAUUGUAUCCAACGUGGUUUUUCUGUAGUGGUUGAUAGAGCCAACAAUUCCAUUUACACCGUCUAUUGUUCAGCCGAGGGGUGUGAGUGGAGGCUACAUGCUUCCAGAUUAGCAGAUGGGUUCACUUGGGCUAUCAAGUCAAUCAAGAAUCCAGAGCAUACUUGCCUAGGUUUGGAGAUCCGAAACCCAAUGGUCACAGCAAAAUGGGCUAGCAGAGUGUUGUUGGAAGACAUUAGGGCAAACAAUGAUAUUUCUGCAAAGUCAUUGAACUUGUUGUUGUGGAACAAGUUUAAGGUUAAAAUGGCUACAAGUACAUUGUACAGAGUGAGAGCAAGGGCACUAAUUGAAAUACAUGGAGGGUUUGAUGAAUCAUAUGCUCAUUUGCCUGGUUACUGUGAGAUGAUAAGGAAAACUAACCCUCAAUCAGUUGCUUCUUGUGUGUGGAAUCCUGCUAAUCAUGUUGACAGACCAUUGGCUUUUGUCACAAUAUUUAUUUCAUUUAAGGCCUGUGUAGAUGGACUAAGGCAGGGCGUUAGAGGUUUUGUUGGUGUUGAUGGAGCUCAUUUAAAAGGGAAUUAUGGGGGUGUAUUGUUAUCUGCAGUGGCAUUAGAUGGGAACAAUGAGUUGUUCCCAUUUGCAUGGGGAAUAGUGUCAAAUGAAGAUGCAGACACUUGGUGUUUUUUUGUGCAUCAUUUGAGAGAUUUGCUGAGAUCAACUGGAAGAGGAGAUGAGUGGUGUGUUAUCUCAGAUAGACAUCAGGGUAUUGAAGUUGCAUUUAACAAGUUGUGGCCAGAAGUAGAUAGGAGAUAUUGUACCAAACAUUUGUCCGGCAAUUGGAAGAAAGCAUUUCCUGGUCCACUCAUGCUUUCUCUAUUUUGGAAAGCAACGGGGGCAUACUCAACUUUCACAUUCAGAAAAGCCAUGGAGCAAAUAGAUAAGGUGGGAAAGGGAGGAAGGUUGUGGCUGGCCAAACUUGGUAAUCAGGCUAGAUGGAGUAAGCAUAAGUUCAAUGUUGCUACAAAGUGUGAUGUAAACACAUCAAAUUUUGUUGAGAGUUUUAAUGCAACGCUUGGUAUUGACAGAUGUAGACCCGUGCUUACACUGUUAGAAGGUAUUAGGAGGAAUACUAUGGUGAGAUUAGCUACUAGAAGACAGAUGUGUGAAGAGUGGACAAGGAAUGACGUAUGUCCAAAUAUUGUGAAAAGGGUUCAAAAGCUUUGUCAUGAUUCUAGGACUUGUCAUUCAUUUCUUUGUUCUGAAGGUGAGUUUGAGAUAUUUGAAGGUAAAUCUUACCUACCCGUAAGCUUGAACAAUCAAACUUGUAUUUGUGGACAAUGGCAAAUUUCUGGAAUUCCAUGUAGGCAUGGGAUGAGGGCCAUAUUAGAUGCCCAACUUGACCCUCAUGCUUUUGUUGAUGAGUGGCAUUCUGUCCGUAGAUACAAGUUAGCAUACUCUAGUGGCAUAAAGUCUAUACCAGACUUUGAGCAAUGGCCUGAUAUGAAUAUGCCAAAGAUAUUACCACCCGAGCUAAAAAGAGGAAUUGGAAGGCCGUGUAGGAACAGAAAGAGAGAUGAUACUGAAGAGAAGAAGGGGAAGAGAGCAAAAACUGUAAUGUGCAGCAAGUGUCGGGAAUUUGGGCACAAUGCAAAGACUUGCAAGGGAGGGGCUACUGCAAAACAAAAGUGGGGGAAAGGGAAAAAUAAGAAGACUCCGGUCCAAGGUAUAUCUUCUCCAUCUCAUGGCUUCACCAAUGAAGCAACAACAUCUCAGCAAGGCAGGGAUACCAGACAGAACACUCAACAAUUUCUCUCUCAAUCUGUUAGAUUAACUAGUCAGACAACAAUGCAAUAUGCAUCUCAGCCUGUACCUGCAAGAUUAACAAGAUCAGGCUCUGUCUUUAUGUUUGCUUCUCAACCAAGACAUUUUUGAAUUAUUUUGAUAAGUUAGGUGGUUUUCAGUUUAUGCUUGAACAAGGCCGAUUUUUUUUUUAAGUUUGAACAAUGUUAGAUUUGUUUGUGUGUGAAUUGAACAUGGUAACUGUGUGCCGAUUUAUUAUUUUAAUGAAGCUGCUAUU